Molecule: messenger RNA, 1320 nt
Organism: Aspergillus oryzae RIB40
Lineage: Eukaryota; Fungi; Ascomycota; Eurotiomycetes; Eurotiales; Aspergillaceae
Exons: 1
Coding region: 1-1320 (439 amino acids)
Biological process (GO): isoprenoid biosynthetic process
Molecular function (GO): prenyltransferase activity
Source: RefSeq, a predicted model, not a curated record
AUGUCGGAGGAUGACGCACGUGCGAAGACCAAAGAGCUCAUUCUGGAAAACGAAAAGGAGUUCGUCAAAAGACGCGAGGCGUUGUACCAAGCCCACCCAGACCUCGCCCCAAAGCUGCGGAAAUGGAUGGAGGUACUGGAAGCUGCCCUUGGUGGAAUCCACUACUGGUGCACGAAUGCACCACGGUACGCGGUUCCCGAAACUGCCGAGGAAGAAAGCGAGGAGGAAUCGGACGAGGAGAGCUCUAGCGAUGAGGAUGAGUCCGAGGAUGACGAAGAAGAAGAAAAUGAUGAAGAGGAGGUGCGUGCGAACGGCACUAUUGACCAUGUCGGGGGUGGUGAUGAGCCCGAAGGAGAACCAGUGUGGACCCCCCUUGUCAACGGAGAAGAACACCCGGCAGUGCACCUUGAUGCCACACCCUUGCUAGCCCCAACAAACUACAUCGGGUCUAUCUCGACUAAUGAGGUGCAACUGGAGCUUGUUUCCGCACUUAAUGCCUGGCUUCAAGUUCCUAACCGACCUCUAACCUUUGUCAAGCAAGUGGUCAAUGACCUCCACGACAGUUCUGAGAUCCUGGCCAACAUUCAGGACCAAUCAUCUCUCCAACGCCAAAAGACCGCGGCUCACCUCGUCUUCGGUCCGGCUCAGUCCAUCAACAGUGCCGCCUACAUGUUCGUCCGCGUCGCCAAGACCGUGAACGGGCUCAACUGCCCUGGUAUGCUUGACGGCCUACUGGAGGAGCUUGAAACGCAUUUUAUCGGACAGUCUUGGGAGCUGAACUGGCGUUUCUCUCUUCAAUGUCCGACCGAGCAGGAGUAUUUGGAGAUGGUCGAUAAGAAGAGCGGAUCUAUCUUCCGCAUGUUGGUGCGUCUCAUGCAGUCCGCCAGCAUGGAGGGCUCGACCCUGGACUUUGAGCUUCUCACACAAUUAUUCGGCCGGUGGUACCAGAUCCGCAACGAGUAUCUGGGGCUGCUUACGGGCAACAACCAAAGAGGCUUCGGUGAGGAUCUGGAUCACGGCAAGAUCUCGUAUGCGGUCGUCAGGUGCUGCAACGUGGACCCUACCGCCAAGAGUAUCAUCCUGGGCAUCUUCAGACAGAAGGCUGAAGGAGCCUCAUUGUCUGCAGAAAGCAAGAUUCAGAUUUUGGAGCUCCUGCACAAGAGCGGUGCCCUGCAGGCGACUUAUGACCUGGUCCGACAGCUGGGUCGGGACAUUAUGAAGACAGUGAGCGAGCUAGAAAUAGCCGCAGAAGAGACCAACCCCGGACUCAAGGCCCUUGUGAAGACGCUGGGUGAUAUCCCAGCCCCCACUCAGGAGUGA